AUGCUGAGUGCAGUGGAAGGCAUCUUUAUUGCUAUUACAAUUAUUGAGUCCAUUCUGGGAUUUUUAGGGAAUGGGUUAAUUGCACUUGUGUACUGCAACGACUGUGUCAGAAAUAAGCGCACUAUUCUUGGCUUUAUUCUCACUGGCUUAGCAAUUUCGAGAAUUUGUCUGAUAUGGAUAAUAAUAAUAGAUGGAUUAAUGCACGUAUUGUCUCCAGAUGCCUAUUACUCUAGUAGCCAAAUUGAAUAUAUUGGUUACAUGUGGGUAAUUAUCAAUCAUUCCAGUGUCUGUUUUGCCACCAGCCUCAACAUCUUCUAUUUCCUGAAGAUAGCAAACUUUUCCCACUACAUAUUUCUCUGGUGUAAAAUGAGAAUCAGUAGAAUUCUUCCUCUUCUGAAAGGAUUCUUGCUUAUUUCAUUGGUAAUUACUCUUCCACAAGUCACGAAGGUUUUUCAUGAUGAUAAAAUGAAGAAAAGAAACACAACCUGGCAAUUCAACAGAAAUAAAAAUGAAUACAUUUAUCAACAACUUUUGCUAAAUCUGGGAGUCAUCUUCUUCCUCACACUAUCCUUAAUUACAUCUUUUCUGUUAAUCAUUUCCCUAUGGAGACACAAUAGGAAGAUGCAAUUGAACGCCACAGGAUUCAGAGACCCCAGCACUGAAGCUCAUGUGAAGGCAAUGAAAGUGCUGAUAUCUUUCAUCAUCCUCUUUAUCUUGUAUUUUGUAGGCUAUGCCAUAGAAAUAUUAUAUUUUAUUGUGCCAAGAAACAAUUUGCUGUUAAUAUUGGGAAUGACAACCACAGCCAUCUAUCCCUGGGGUCAUUCAUUCAUCCUAAUUCUAGGAAACAACAAACUAAAGCAGGCCUCUUUGCAGGUACUGCAGCAAUUCAAGUGUUGCGAAAAAGGGGGAAAUCUUAAAGAGAAAUGGAUGUUCUAG
Molecule: messenger RNA, 936 nt
Organism: Otolemur garnettii (small-eared galago)
Lineage: Eukaryota; Metazoa; Chordata; Mammalia; Primates; Galagidae
Product: taste receptor type 2 member 10-like
Exons: 1
Coding region: 1-936 (311 amino acids)
Biological process (GO): G protein-coupled receptor signaling pathway; sensory perception of taste; detection of chemical stimulus involved in sensory perception of bitter taste
Cellular component (GO): membrane
Molecular function (GO): G protein-coupled receptor activity
Source: RefSeq, a predicted model, not a curated record